AGCUUCAAACAACAGGAAUUUCAGAUGUUUGCCAGCUGUACGGUCAGGGAGACUGGGCCGUUGUAAGCCAAGUGCUACAAUAUCUUCAUGAACUGCACCUCUGUCCUGGCGGCCCAUGCAAGUAUGCAGAUGUGUACCUCGGGAUGCGAGCUACAAGGACGCGAGCAAUACCUAGAGGUAUAACCGGUGCUCCUUAACUCAGCAAAAGAAAACACCCUGCACAUAUUGCAGUAGGUUGGAGAACACGCUACACAUUCACAAGGCAAUUAAAAAAAAAGAUGCAUCAGGAAGCGUAGAGUUAGGAUGCUGUUCAGUCCUGCGAGUAGAAAGGCGGUUGAAACAUUAAGAGAGCGGCGUCAUUCUUCCUGCAAGAUGAAGGCACGCCUCCUCAAAACUAAAAAGAAGCUUCUCUCGGACUUAUCCUCAUGUCCAGACAAGUUGUCGGAGGUUAAUGAGGACGUAAUGCUUAAAGCUUGUGAGAAAGAAAACUUGUCGGAAGUGCAGCAAAUGCUAGUUCGAGAACGCUUGUUAGCAGCACGACCGAAAUUGAAGAAAGGGAGAAAGGUACACUGACAAUUGGCUCUUGCCAAUGAAGUGUUUGCUUCUCUGAAGUGUUUGCUUCUCCACAUUCGGACACCAUGUGGGUGCAGGUUCCUGAGAGAGAGUGACAUGCUUCCUCUCCCAUCCGUCAAGACCAUUUGCCGAUACAUAUCUUUGGUUGGCAUGAACUGCGGUUUCGAUAAGGAGUUUCUUGCAGCUUUGAAGGAAAAGUUAAAUGAAAAAUUCACUUUUUGCAAGCACGGAAUGCUGUUACUCGACAAGAUGAAAGUCCGGCAGUGCAAGCGUGUGAACUCCCCGACAUUAAGCUAUGAUGGCUUAGUUGAUGACGGAACUCACAAGAAACUCAGUUCCGAUUUGGCAGCGAUCAUGCACUGGUCAUGUUUUGCCCUUUCACGGAGAACUAUGCGCAGUCUGCUGCAGUAUUUGCUUCUAAGAAUUCCACCCGAGGCCCGAUGUUAUGUCAACUCCUUUUGUAGGCUUUGUGCUGAUUGAAAAUGCCGAAGCUAUUGUUGGCGGCGUAGUGUGCGACGGAGCCAGUAGGAAUCGCACCAUGUGGAGGCUCCUAGGCGUUAGUGGUGACAUGAACAGCAGCAAGAACUUCUUUGAGCCCCCAGCCGAUGCGGAGAGGAAGGUGUACAUGUUUUCAGAUGUGCCCCAUCUGUUAAAAUGUAUCGGGAAAGGGCGCCUCAGUCAGAAAUGUCUAAAAGUGAAUGGGAAGGAAGUUAAACGGGCAGACUAUGUUUCACUGUUCAAAGAAGAUGAAUUAAAUCUGGGAGAUCUCAAAGUCUGCCCCCGGAUAACCCUCCACCACCCUUCCAAGAUGGACAAGAUGCGGGUGAAGUUUGCCACGCAAAUUUUUAGUGCUUCUAUGGCAACUGGGCUGAAGUACUACAAGGAGCGAGGUUUCCAAAGCGUGCUCAACUGUGAGGCACCAUUGAGUUCACAGUAAGACUUAACGGCCUGUUUGAUUCUCUAAAUCGCCGGCACCCAGCAGAAGGAGUAAAAGAUGGUGGCAGAUAUAUUAUUAUUCUGCAGGAAGGCUUCAAGUGGCUGAAUGAAUGUGAGCAAGAGCUCGUAGACGGCUUGUCACUGGCAUGUGUGGGAAAGGGAAGACCAGCGAAAUGCAGUAACGCAAAAGUGACGCGCAGUUAAGUGUGGUAAGAACGAGAUGUGCAGCAAAAAGUAAAUGAAAAGUCAGUAUCUCCAUCUCGAUUCAGUGCAAAUUGUGGCACAGUCAAAGUAUGAGGGCGGCCAUUGCAUCAGUGGCAGAAACGAAGACCAGAAUAAUUUGUUAUUGGCGUGUUAAUACCGUUGAGGUAAAUCAUUCGCAGCGUAGCGAAGACAAGGUUGAUAUUGCGCUUGAUGCUGCAAUGUGGUGGACUGAGUAGCAUAUCACCCCAUCAUUGAGUCACAGUUAUUCUACUGCACGCGCUCGGAAAAGACAGUUAUCGCACUUUUUAAUUAGAGUAAAUUAAUGCAAGGACACUGUAAACACAUAUCGUAAAACAUGCGCGCGCUCGAGCACGCGAACGGGUGAAAGUAAAAAAAAAAAAAAAUCGGAAAUGGUUUGGCUGCGCCAACGAGCGUAGUACUCCGUGAGAGCAUAUUCGAGAGUCGCGUUAGGCAAUGCUAGGCCUUUGCUUUGCGUAGAUUAUGCACUUUCACUGCCCCCUACUACAGUGGCACAAUCCGCCGGGGAGGUUUAUAGAUCGCUGAAAGUCCUGGCUAAGCUCUGGCUAAGUGGGGCGCAGUGGCUAAGUGAUGCACCACUGCCCUGGCAGGUGGCUGUUUCCAAAACAGCCACCCGUGGGUCUUGUGAGACCCAGGUUUCUCUCCCCGAACAACCUCUCGGGAGCUGAAGUUAUUCUCGCACGCGUGCAUGCAUCCUUGCAAGGAUGUAGGUGCGGUGGUAGGCUAGUAGUGUUUUCACACUAAAACAACGGAACGAGCGGACAAAUAAAGAGCGAGUAAAUGACUGAGUGCAUUAACGGUAUUAAUCGACGGAAGCAUAAUCUUCAAGAUCUGCAUCUGUUUAUAUCUGUUCUCCAGAAGGUGCCACCUAUUGGCCGCGAGAUCGAAGGGAGUCGCCGCCUGGCGGCCACUGGCUGAACCACACAUAGUGUGGAUGGCUUCCUGUGUCGUCUGCUAGCCACUACGUGUUUACUUGUGCACGUACGUCGUGCACAUCCGCUAAGGACUGUUUGUUCUAUGGUGUUAGCACAGUCCUAAAUGCUGGACAAAAGGGGGCCGCCUGUCCAUUGCAGCACACAUGGAAGUCUGCCUACUGAAACUGCAAAUGCUGUGCAGAGAGAGGCCACAGGGCAUUUCAGUUGCAGUGUGAAUGUUGCAGUUGAGACAUCGAGAAUUGUAGAUGGAAACAUGUGCAAGUCAACCCAGACGCUGCCUGUUGCUAAGAAGGUGCACAGGGGGACAGAAACCACAAAUAUGGAUGUUCAGGACAGUGGCCCUUGUGCACAAGACAUUUCAGCACCAGAUGUGUGUGCGCUGCCACCGACUCUCAACACGGGUAGGAAUCAUGAACUGAACCCGCUGCGUAACAGUCGAGCAGACGGGGUCAUACAACAUGCUCAGCGCAGUGUGCAUGUAACUAUAGUAUCUGUAAAGGCUGCCCAGACAGAGGCCACAUUGCUGUCCAAGAGCAGCGUGGAUGCUGCUUUCGGAACAUCGGGAAUUGAUUGCAAAGACGUGUCCAAGCCUACCCAGGCAUCGCAUGCUACAGAAAAGGUGCACGUGUGGACAGGAACCACAGAUCUUCGAAAUUUCCAGGACAACAACUCUGGUGCACGAGCCUCUCCAGAAAAAAAGCGCAAGAAAAUGGAUGUGUUGACAUUUUACAGAGCGACGCGUGUAAAGAAGCAUGCCAAAAGAAGAAAGAUACUCGACGAUAAAAGUGCCGAGGCAAUGCUGCUGAAAAUUGGCAACGGUGACAUUUCUGACGUGGACUUUUCAGAUGACGACUUUGACGACUCCGACGUUGAGGAAGUUGACAAGAACAUCAGCAGUGCCACAAUGGCAGAAACUGUGGUACGCCCUGCAAUUUCGAAUACUACAGAUGAUGCGAGCACACCGUCCACUAAGCUUUCGGUGAAAUGGGUCGACGGACAAUUGUCUCCCAGUGACACAGCUUGCAGCUACCAACCGCAGAUCGGCUCACCACCACGAGAGCCGCUGGUGUAUUUUAGCCAGUAUUUUUCUGUCGAGAUUUUUGAGAAUCUAGCAACGUUCACCAACCUGUAUGCACUUCAGGGAAACGGUGAGUUAGUGACAACCAAAGAGGAACUCCAGGUGUUCUUUGGAAUCCUGAUGCUUAUGGGCAUCCUAAAGUUCCCCCGAGUCCGCAUGUACUGGCAGACUUCAACCAGAAUACCGGCCAUUGCAGACGCCAUGACUGCCAAGCGAUUUUUCAAGAUUAGGUUAGCACUUCACAUCACCGACUCCAAUGCUCCGCAAGACAGCAGCAGCACGGAUAAAUUCUGGAAAGUCCGCCCCAUGCUUGAAGCAGUACGGCAGCGCUGCUUACAACUCGAGCCGCUUGAGCACAGCAGCAUAGAUGAGCAGCACGUUGCCGUCACCGGCCAUGUGUCGAGAAAACGGUCGGCUAAAGGCAAGCCGCAUCCCAGAGGAUUUAAAAUGUUUGUUCGCUGUAGUGCAGAUGGCCUUGCACAUGACCUUGAGCUCUACCAAGGCAAGUGCGCUGGUGCGAGUGCGCAGCGCACCGACUUCGGGCACGAAGGCUCCGUCGUGAUGAGACUUGUCGAAAGCAUGCCGAAAGGGAUGAACAUGAAGUGCUUCAUGGGCAGUUACUUUACGUCGGUGGACUUGCUUCUUGAACUUAAAAAAAUCGGCAUACUCGCCACUGGUGCUAUUAGGCCUGACCGUUUGCCCGGGUGCAUGCUCAAGACUGAAAGAGAAAUGAAAAAAAAGGGCAGAGGAAGCAUCGUCGCCAAGGUCUCCGAAGCCGGAGACAUCACUGCCGUCCGCUGGCUCGACAACAGCGUUUCCAAUGUGGUGUCCACCCACGUAGGAGUUGGGAACACGCGAAAGGUGAAGCGACGGAGAGAAGCGACCAAAUCGCAUGUCCAGAUAGAUUGUCCCGAAGUAAUUGUACAGUACAACGCUUACAUGGUCGGGGUGGACAAACUCGACUUCCUGAUGUCCCUGUAUCCACUACAUACCAGGAUGAGGAAAUGGCCAGUGCGAGUAAUGUUGCAUUUGGUGUCGCUUGCACUGUGCAACAGCUGGAUUGAAUACCUACGAGACUGCAAUAAAGCGGAGCUACCUCGGAAAAGCGUAAUGGACUUGUUGGCUUUCCAGUCUGACAUAGCGCACAGCCUCAUCAUAUGCAACAAGUCGUCACCAGAGAAGUGUGGAAUAUUGCCUGCUCUAAGGAAACCACUGCCAUCGAAGAGCAUACGGUACGACGGCUUUCAUCACUGGCCCGAACAUGUGGCAACUCCGUGUGCUCAGCGCUGCAGGAGAGAAGGGUGCAAGUCUAAAUGUAGAAUUCGGUGCAGAAAGUGCGGAGUUUUUCUUUGCUUGUCGUUGCAGAAUGACUGUUUCUUUCUUUUUCACAACAGGUGAGGUGGUGUUCUGUUGUAUGCAGGCAAGAGCUGUGGGACGCAUUUUCACCUCGUCGGAAAAGCAGUUUCAUUGUGAAAAGCCAAAGCAUAAACGUUUUGCCCGCCCAUCUAUAUAUAUGAAUUACAGAGGUGCAAUGUACAUAUUUUUAGAUGCCUCUAAAUUUUUUUUUGCAAAAGAAAAUGAAAUUUGUG
Messenger RNA from Dermacentor silvarum, 5354 nucleotides. RefSeq names its product piggyBac transposable element-derived protein 2. The coding region runs from base 2791 to 5163 and encodes 790 amino acids. The transcript has 7 exons. Lineage: Eukaryota; Metazoa; Arthropoda; Arachnida; Ixodida; Ixodidae. The record is from RefSeq and is a predicted model, not a curated record.